AUGGUGACGUUCGACAGUGUGCCUCCUGACACCCCGGUGAUCGCCGCAGUACCGGCGCUGGUCUUUCGCAAUGUACAAACUGUGGUGCCAUUCGCGCUGCAAAUCUUCGCACUUGUCGUGUACGUAAUGAUUAUGGUCAGUGCCAGCCAUGUCCACCCGCGCGGUGUUAACGCCAUGCUCAUGAUCGUGGUGUUGUGCAUGCUGAUCGCCAGUCUGCUGAGGCGCAUCGCGCCCUAUAUGUUUAUCGAAGUCGGUCAUCAUCGCUACGAGCGUGUCUCGUCGACCGUUACGCGGCUGCUCCCCAACACGGGCGGGUCGUGGGUUGUGAUGCAGACGCUGGCGGUUGUCGCAGUGGGGCACCCGUUGUAUCUCCAUCUCUUCACACACUACUCCGAAAAGGGAAACCUCUACGCCCUCGCAAUGUUCGGCCUGCCCGGUACAUUGGGUGGGCUCGUCUUCGCCCUCUGUCUCGGCAUUUUGAUUUACGUGGGGCUGUUGGCGGUCGUCUUUGGAGUUCUCCUCCUGCCCGCUAUGGGCUACAACCCUUUUCACGUACGCGAGCCAGAGGACCGUAUGCGGGCAUGGAUUCAACUCAGCUCCUGGUUUCCUCUAGCACUACUGCUGCUGAUACUCUUCUGCGCCGGCUGUCUCCUGCCAUGCGAUGGAACGCAUGUGAACUACACUGCAACCUCUCCUCCGUAUACCUGCGGCAGCGGUGCCCACUGGUUUGCUGGCGUCUUCGCUUGGCUCUUGAUCGCCGUGUCUUUUGUAGGCUUCGACGUCGGCAUCGGCUUCCUUCGGAUGCUGGGUGGGAAAAACGUGCUGUACUACGCCCUGGAGCCUCGUCUUGACGGCCUCUUCUGCGAGUUGUUGGCGUGGGCGCUGAAGGCGACGGCGGUGGCAACGGGGUUUCUGACAUCGCUGGCUUCCUACGUCAUUACUGCGGUGACGUUCCUUGGUCUCUUUGCCUUUGCGCUGCGGUGUCACACCGCCACGGCGGAGUCAUUGGAAGCGAUUCUCCGAUGGACCAUGGCGGUGGUGGUGGUGACGUGCGUGAUGUCGUGCGUUAUGUCCAUCGGCUUCAUUCCAGCAAUGAUGCAGGGGCUUCUUAUCGUGCUAGUCUGGCUGCUCUCCGUAGGAUGUGUCGUCGUGCUCUACCACCGCCGGUUUGGCUGGAGGCUCUUCGGCAGCGGCGACGGUGUCACUGCAGACAUUAUCAUUUUGUAG
Molecule: messenger RNA, 1227 nt
Organism: Leishmania braziliensis MHOM/BR/75/M2904
Lineage: Eukaryota; Euglenozoa; Kinetoplastea; Trypanosomatida; Trypanosomatidae
Exons: 1
Coding region: 1-1227 (408 amino acids)
Source: RefSeq, a predicted model, not a curated record